Haemonchus placei is the source of this 381-nucleotide messenger RNA. Lineage: Eukaryota; Metazoa; Nematoda; Chromadorea; Rhabditida; Trichostrongylidae. The record is from the annotation of a GenBank genome assembly.
AUGCGUGCAGCAAAACUCAACCCGAAGGAAUUCAAAUCAAGAGGUCCAUUGGUACUGCAGGCAGCACUGAGAGGAGAAGUUAAACAUGGUCUCGACCAGGACAAGUCGGUUAGCCUUAAAAAUCUGAAGUUUGACCCAAGUCAGAACGAAAUCGUCUUGAUAGGAACAGAAAUCGAAAGACUUGAAGGACAGUCCCAGUCCAUCGAACAAGCGGAUCGAAGUUAUAGGCUACGACGUGAAUGGUUCUCUUCUCCAUGUUGGUACCACGUGGCUUAUCAAAUGAAGCGGGCAUUUCAAACUAUACUAAAGGUCUCGGAGUUGCCUCACUCAUUAGCGAAUUCUGGAAAUGCCUUUCUACGUCUUGAACUAACAAAAAUUUAG